AAGAAUCUCACCCAGAAAGAAAGCCCUAACUAAAUUCAAAUUCACCCACCCUCCUUCCUUCUCCCUUCAAACUUCUCCUCUCCCAUAAAGAAUUCAUUUUCUACUCCGUAUGAUCUAAAAGGGGAAAAAAGAUUCAACGCCUAUUAAUUCCAACCCAACCCCAAAAUAAGUAAGUGAUCGCUGCCAUAAAUUUUACCCCAAUAAAUAAUUCACACCCAAAAAUCCGGGGGAAAAGAGAGCAAAGAUUUAAUCUUUUUAACUUCGAGCUUCUCUUUACCACAGAUAUGCUGGAAACUUCAGUGUUGGUGGACAAUCCCAGAGGCGGAAUCGCUGCCCCCGCUGCUGAAGCGGUGGCGGAGCUGCAGAGCGGAGGCGGCGGGGAAGACGGCGACCGGAGCUCAGGGGGCAACAGAUGGCCGCAUGAAGAAACGUUAGCUUUGCUCAAGAUCCGUUCAGAAAUGGACCUUGCAUUUCGUGAUUCUACUCUCAAAGCCCCUCUCUGGGAACAAGUUUCAAGAAAAAUGGAAGAGUCAGGGUACAAGAGAAGUGCCAAGAAGUGCAAAGAGAAAUUUGAGAACAUUUACAAGUACCACAAGAGAACAAAGGAAGGCAGGUCCGGUCGCCAGAAUGGGAAAAACUACAGAUUCUUUGAUCAACUAGAGGUGCUCGACAACCUGCAGUCCAACAAAACCUACUCGGACGAUUCAAAGGACCCAACAGAAUUGGGGUCUCCAACGCCCAUGGCAAUGGUAAGGCCAAACACCAACAUUGUCCAAGAUUUCAGGACGCAUCAUCAUCUCAUCAGCCAAACAAAACACAACCUCACCAGCGCUGAUGUCAUUUCAGCCUCCACGUCCACAACCUAUUCCUCUGGGAAAGAGUCUGGAAGUUGUGUUUCGAGGAAGAGACAAAUGGCCGGUUUCUUCGAGAAGCUGAUGACGGAAGUGCUAGAAAAGCAAGAAAAUUUGCAGAAGAAGUUUCUCGAAGCAUUGGAGAGAUGUGAGAGGGACCGCAUGGCGAGGGAAGAAGCAUGGAAGAGAGAAGAGACCGAGAGAAUGAAGAGAGAACAAGAGUUCUUAGCACAGGAGAGAGCCAUUUCAGAGGCAAAAGAUGCAGCCUUGAUAGCAUUUCUUCAGAAAAUCGCCAAGCAACCGAUCCCUGUGAACUCAAUCACGCCCUUAGAGAAAGACCCGGAAAUUCAAGAAGGGAACGACGAGGAGGAAAUAAAUAUUAAUAACGAGCAAAAAGAGAACGGUUCCGGUGAGAGAACUUAUGCUAGAUGGCCUAAAGCGGAAAUCGAAGCAUUGAUUAGAUUCCGGACGAAGCUUGACAUGCAGUACAACGAAAACGGGUCAAAAGGCCCUUUAUGGGAAGACAUAUCAUCUGAAAUGAAGAAGCUUGGGUAUGACAGGAAUGCCAAACGGUGCAAAGAAAAAUGGGAGAACAUAAACAAGUACUACCGAAAGGUGAAAGAAAGCAACAAGAGGAGGCCCGGAGAUUCCAAAACUUGCCCAUACUUCCACAUACUUGAUUCUCUUUACCAAAACAAGUCCAAGAGGGUUGUUGAACUUAGUUCAACGACUCCCGAUAAUCCUCAUGAUUUCAAUAUGAAGGCAGGAGAGAUGUUGAUGCACAUAAUCAACCAAAACCAAAAGCAAUAUCGGGAAAAACAAGAUGUCAGACGAACAACAAAUGGGUUCCAAAGUCAAGAGAAUGAUGAAGAGGGUGAAAGUGAAGACAGGUUUCAAAUUGGAACCGACCGCCUGUGAAAAGAGAGUUGAAGUGAAGGUAAUAAUAAAAAUUCCAAUAGGAAUUAAUUAUGGGGUCACUUUAAAUUAUGCUGUGCACACACACACACACACCCAAUAGGUGAUACUAAAUUAUUCAAUCAUACCAUACAUUGUUUGGAAAAUAGUGAUACAGAUUACAUAGUAGGUGUAUUGUGUAAAAAAACAAGGUGCAUCUUACUUAAUUUGGUUGCCCCACAUCUCACAUUUAAAGUUUAAAUUGGUCAGUUCUGUUUGUUUGUAGCUUGUACCUAAUGUAUACCUAAAUGUCAUUGAUUGCUGUUUUUUAUAUUAUUAAUUAAUGUACUCAAAAGGCAUCCAGAUGUGAAAUUAUACCAUGCUGAGGAUGUAGUUUGUAUGUAAAUAUGCUGCAUGCAUACUACCUCUCACCUGCCACUUUUCUCACAAUUGAUAUAUUGUUUUUGUGAAGGUUACUUGGUAAAAAUGAUUUAAUCUGUGCAGCAUUUUCGUUUGUAAGAAGAGAUAUGUUUGAUAGAGACAAUAUGUUAUUGAAGCGGGUUCUUUUUAUUCCACUAAUGAAAUGAUAGGCUGCUAUAUAAGCCAAGUGUUCUCAGACUAGACGAAGUCACAGUCACACAAAUCGGAUCUCAACAAUUCGAACAAGCAAACAAAGCAAUACAGAAAAGUAAAGACACGCGAUAUGAUGACGCAGUUCGGAAGAGAACUUCCUAAUCUGCGGGGUUUCAAUAGGGGAAACUCGGUCCCAGACACAUCCACUAGCUCAGAAAAGUUUUUACAAUCAAGAUGGUUGCAAAGUAAUGUAUCAACAUGCAAUAUAUAGACAAACAACUCAUAACGAAUAACAACAAAAGAAAGUUGAGAGUUAACCAAAUUUGAAUCCAGUCAGGAAUUCGAAGGGCAGAAGAAGACUCCCGGAUGAACCAGCAGAUUACUCCAAUGGACAGGCUUUCUCCUUUCUCACAAUCGUCACAAGAAGAUGGCUUCAAUCGCAGGAGAUAACAGAUCUCACAGACUCUCUCUCUCUCAGAUUUCUCUCUAGGGUUUGAAGUAUGCAGCGGAACAGUGCAGAGGGAAGGACGAAGGAUAUAUUAAUAACCUUCCACCCGGGCAGAUGAACUAACCAAAAGGCCGGACCCAAGAAUAGGCCCAACAACAAGAGGCUAAACAAAUCAAGCCCAAGGCACAAAAAAACCAACUCAAACAAGAGAUAACCCAAGAAGAAAUAAAUACAAAUCUAAUUACUUUGCCAUCCUAUCUUAAUUAUAACAAAAAAGAGCAUAUGAGAGAAUUAGGAUUAAAUAAUAAUCCAACAAUUUGCCCUCCUAAGACUCAUUCUCAUGUAAAGAACUCCAACAGGAGUAUCAUCAUCGCUAGUUUCGCAGGAUCUGAGAGACAUAAAUUUCCCCAUUCAUCAUCAACCCAUCUUUGAACCUUUUAUCAAGGUACCUCAAAGAUUUUGAAGAAGCUCCUGCAAAAAAGAAAUUUAUCAGUAGGGACAAUUUUUGUUCCAAAAUCAGCAGGAUUUACAUCCCCAGAAAUCUUUUCAACAUUAGUAUUACCCUUGGCAAUUUCAUCUCUAAU
This is a messenger RNA of Cuscuta europaea, 3350 nucleotides long. Lineage: Eukaryota; Viridiplantae; Streptophyta; Magnoliopsida; Solanales; Convolvulaceae. The record is from the annotation of a GenBank genome assembly.